Panicum virgatum (switchgrass) is the source of this 444-nucleotide messenger RNA. RefSeq lists its product as uncharacterized. The coding region runs from base 1 to 444 and encodes 147 amino acids. The record is from RefSeq and is a predicted model, not a curated record. The transcript is spliced from 2 exons. Lineage: Eukaryota; Viridiplantae; Streptophyta; Magnoliopsida; Poales; Poaceae.
AUGGACACUGACUUCGAGACCUCCUCCACGGACGAGGCCAAAGCAAUGGAGAUCGACGAGGCUCCACUUUCGCAAGACUGGCGCGACCAGUACCUCGACUGGAUUAACCGAGGGGUGCUACCCUCGGACCGCGCACAGGCGCGACGCAUCGCUAGGCGAGCCAAGUCUUUCGUCGUGAUCGACAGAGAGCUGUACAAGCGCAGUCCCUCGGGCGUUUUGCAAUGCUGCAUCCCGAUCCCCGAGGGCAAGGAGCUGAUCCAGGACAUCCAUGCCGGCAUCUGUGGUCACCACGCCGCGCCACGCACCCUCGUGGGUAAUGCAUUUCGUCAAGACUUUUACUGGCCAACUGCGGUCUCCGACGCCACCAACGUUGUGCGGACCUGCGAGGGUUGCCAGUUCUAUGCCAGGAAGAUGCACCUCCCGUACUAUUACGACAAGUACUAA